Messenger RNA from Trichophyton rubrum CBS 118892, 2244 nucleotides. RefSeq names its product AdoMet-dependent rRNA methyltransferase spb1. The coding region runs from base 1 to 2244 and encodes 747 amino acids. Gene Ontology annotation, molecular function: rRNA (uridine-2'-O-ribose)-methyltransferase activity; rRNA (guanine) methyltransferase activity. The transcript has 2 exons. The record is from RefSeq and is a predicted model, not a curated record. Gene Ontology annotation, biological process: rRNA methylation; maturation of LSU-rRNA from tricistronic rRNA transcript (SSU-rRNA, 5.8S rRNA, LSU-rRNA); maturation of 5.8S rRNA from tricistronic rRNA transcript (SSU-rRNA, 5.8S rRNA, LSU-rRNA). Gene Ontology annotation, cellular component: nucleolus; nucleus; preribosome, large subunit precursor. NCBI's taxonomy places the organism in Eukaryota, Fungi, Ascomycota, Eurotiomycetes, Onygenales, Arthrodermataceae.
AUGCCAUCGCAGAGCCUUAUAGUUGGCGUUGAUCUCUCCCCUAUCAAGCCGAUCCCUAAAGUCAUCACGUUCCAAAGCGACAUCACAACUGAUAAGUGCAGGGCCACAAUUCGACAACACUUCAAGACUUGGAAGGCAGACACAGUACUUCACGACGGUGCGCCGAAUGUCGGUACUGCCUGGGUUCAAGACGCUUUCUCCCAGGCGGAAUUAGUUUUACAGUCAUUAAAGCUAGCAACGGAAUUCCUGGUACCCGGGGGCAGUUUUGUCACGAAGGUCUUCAGAUCAAAAGAUUAUAAUCCUCUUCUUUGGGUUUUCAAACAGCUCUUCACCACAGUGGAAGCCACCAAACCGCCAUCAUCUCGAAAUGUGUCCGCUGAAAUCUUCGUUGUCUGCCUCGGAUUUAAAGCACCCAAACAUAUAGACCCCAAGUUCCUGGACCCCAAGCAUGUCUUUGCAGAAUUGCAAGAUCCAAACCCGAAUAAUGAGGCCAAAGUUUUCAAUCCAGAAAAGAAGAAGAGAAAGAGAGAUGGAUACGAAGAAAAUGACUGGACCCAGCACAAAGUAUUACCAGCGACGGAGUUCAUAAACACCAUAGAUCCUAUAUCAAUUUUGGGUUCGUAUAACAAACUCACAUUUACUCAAUCGCCGGGCGGGGAUCUCGCACUUGCUACACUGGAGCGAUUACCAGAGACAACCAACGAAAUACGGAUGUGCUGUGAGGAUCUCAAGGUUCUCGGUAAAAAGGAUUUCCGACAACUGUUGCGAUGGAGGAUCAAAGUGCGCGAGAAAUUUGGACUAGCGGUGAAAAAGGGGCCAAAGAAUGAGGAAGCAACUGAAGAGAUUGCCGAAGUUGAACCCAUGGACGAGGAACUUGCCCUCCAAGAAGACCUUAGGCGUAUGCAUGAGCGUGAGACUUCUAAAAACAAACGAGAACGGCGAAAAGAGAAUGAGCGAAAAAGAAAGGACAUUGUCAGAUUACAGAUGAAUAUGACAACGCCAAAGGAAAUAGGAAUGGAGCAGGCUGGUCCCCUGGGAGAUGGAGCAAUGUUCAGAUUACGGACAGCAGAGAAAUUACCGGCUGCACGCUCAAUAUCUGCUAGUAGUAUGACGGCUGCGUUAGAAAGCAGUAGUGAAGAGGAAGAAGGUUUUAGCGAAGAGGAUUCAGAUGAAGACGGUGACCGAUUAGAACGUCAGCUUGAUGAACUUUACUCCCAAUACCAGGAAGCACGCGACAGUCGAGAUGCCAAAUUACGGGCCAAAAAGUCUCGCAAGGAUUACGAAACAGAGGAGUGGGAAGGCUUUUCUGAUGAGAGAGAAGGAGAGGAAUCAGACGACGAAUCUCCUCGGACAUUCCCUGUAGCACCUGUGGGAGACCAUGUCAAGGGUCUUUCCAACAAGGCCGCUAUGUUUUUCGAUCAAGAUAUAUUCCGCGAUCUUGGAGCCGUUGAGGAUGGAGAAGCAAGCGAUGACCCCAGUGCCACAAAGGCAAAUGGCAUGGCCAAAGAACAAUCUACUGUCACUAAAGAAGAGGAAACCAACAAUAAACGAGAAGCUACUUCACCCUCUCCGUCUGUAGCUAGUGAUUCCAGCUACCAGGAGAUCAAGCUAGGCAAGCCAGAAAUCUUUGAAGAUGACGACGACCCCCAGUUAAACGAUGACCCACGGAAGAAAAAUGGACAACUUGAUGUCGACAUAAUAACAGCCGAAGCCAUGGCUUUAGCCCAUCAAAUGGCCAGGGGGGAGAAAACCACGGAAGACUUUGUUGACGAUGGUUUCCAUAGGUAUUCAUUCCGCGAUGUUGACGGUCUUCCGCAGUGGUUCCUCGAUGACGAGAACCAACAUUCAAAAAUACAAAGGCCGAUAACUGCCGCAGCAGCGGCAGCUAUCCGAGAGAAGAUGCGCGCUAUCAAUGCCCGGCCGAUCAAGAAGGUCCGUGAAGCCAAGAGCAGGAAGAAAUUCAAACAGGCUCAGAAGCUGGAAAAACUACGCAAGAAGUCAUCGCUGUUAGCCGAGGAUGAAGGCAUCAGUGAAAGAGAUAAGGCCCAAUCAAUUGCGAAAAUGAUAAGCAAGGCCACUAAGAAAAAGCCAAAGCAGAGCGUCAAGCUUGUGGUAGCUAGAGGAGGGAAUAAGGGCAUUUCCGGUCGUCCUCGGGGAGUCAAGGGACGCUACAAGAUUGUUGAUGCUCGGAUGAAAAAAGAUAUCAGAGCAGAAAAGAGAUUGGCGAAGAAAAAGAGCAAAUGA